AUGACAGGAAAAAAACAUAUAAUUCUAAAUGCCUUUGAUAUGGGGAGCAGUGGACACCAAGCACCUGGCUUAUGGAAACAUCCUAAGGAUAGAUCUAAUGACUUUGAUAAGUUAGAAUACUGGACAAAUUUGGCAAAGUUGUUAGAAAAAGGGAAAUUCAAUGCUUUAUUCAUUGCGGAUGUUUUAGGGGGGUACGAUGUGUAUGAGGGUAAUUUGGAUGCUGCUUUGAAAUCGGGAGCUCAAGUUCCAUUAAUUGAACCAGGAUCACUUAUUCCUGCUAUGGCAGCAGUUACCGAUCAUUUGGCAUUUGCGGUUACGUUCUCAACCAUAAGCGAAGCCCCUUUCCACUUUGCCAGAAGAUUAGCUACGAUUGACGAGUUAUCCAAAGGUAGAGUCGGAUGGAAUAUCGUAUCCAGUUACUUGGAGAGUGCCGCAACGAAUUUACUUAAUGGCGAGCCCUUGCCUCCUCAUGACGAAAGAUAUGCAAGAGCUGAAGAGUAUCUUGACGUUGUUUACAAAUUAUUUUUAUCGUCUUGGAGAGAUGAUGCAGUUGUUUUAGACAAGGAAAAUGGUAUCUUCACAGAUCCAGAAAGGGUUAGGAAAAUCAAUCACGAUGGGAAUUGGUUCAAAGUUCCUGGUCCGAACAUAUUUAGACCCUCGCAACACCAAAGAUUACCAGUGAUCUUACAAGCUGGAACUUCAAGGGCUGGUAAAGAAUUUGCAGCUAAGCAUGCAGAAGCAGUCUUUAUAAACUCAUUCACACCAGAGGACUUGAAAGCCAAGAUACAUGAUAUCAAAACUAUAGCUAAGGAAAAGUUUGGCCGUGAAGAAGAUUCCAUUAAAUUCCUCAAUUUGCUUACUAUUGUGGUUGGUGAAACUAAACAGGAUGCUUUAGAAAAGUUCAAAGACUAUCUGAAAUAUGGGGAUUUGGACGGUAGUCAAGCUUUGUUUGGAGGUUGGACAGGAAUUGAUCUCAGUGAGUAUGAUUAUGACGAGGAAUUGACCAAUGUGGAGUCCAACGCUAUUCGUGCAGCAGUUAAUAAUUGGACCAAGAGGUCUCCAGGAGACCCACCAAAUCUCAAGAAAACAAGACGCUAUGUGGCAGAAAAAAUUACUGUUGGAGGAUUAGGGCCAGUUAUCAUUGGUGAUGCUCAAUCAGUAGCGGAUGAAUUAGAAAGGUGGGUAGAGAUAUCUGGUGUCGAUGGAUUUAACUUAACUUACACUAUUAGCCCAGGGAGUUUUGAGGAUAUUGUAGAAUUGUUAGUCCCUGAGUUGCAGAAAAGGGGUUUGGUGUGGGAUGACUAUCCUGAUGAUGUUCUGACUUAUAGGGAAAGUUUGUUUGGGACCAAAGGCCCAGAUCCUAAAUUUGUCAGACCAAGUCACCCAGCUUACAAGUUAAGGUGGAAAGAAGGAGAAUCAAAGGAGGACUUCGAAAGAAGAAUUAACAUCUAG
Messenger RNA from Yamadazyma tenuis ATCC 10573, 1452 nucleotides. RefSeq lists its product as uncharacterized. NCBI's taxonomy places the organism in Eukaryota, Fungi, Ascomycota, Pichiomycetes, Serinales, Debaryomycetaceae. Gene Ontology annotation, molecular function: monooxygenase activity; oxidoreductase activity, acting on paired donors, with incorporation or reduction of molecular oxygen. The record is from RefSeq and is a predicted model, not a curated record.